Molecule: messenger RNA, 1179 nt
Organism: Dovyalis caffra
Lineage: Eukaryota; Viridiplantae; Streptophyta; Magnoliopsida; Malpighiales; Salicaceae
Source: the annotation of a GenBank genome assembly
AUGGAAACCUUUCUAUUCACAUCUGAGUCAGUGAAUGAGGGCCACCCCGACAAACUAUGUGACCAGAUCUCUGAUGCGGUGCUCGAUGCCUGCCUUGAGCAGGACCCAGAAAGCAAGGUUGCUUGCGAGACAUGUACAAAGACCAACAUGGUCAUGGUCUUUGGGGAGAUCACCACCAAGGGCAAGAUAGACUAUGAAAAGAUUGUUCGUGACACAUGCCGUAACAUUGGGUUUAUUUCUGAUGACGUUGGUCUUGAUGCUGACAAGUGCAAAGUGUUGGUUAACAUUGAGCAGCAGAGUCCUGAUAUUGCCCAGGGUGUCCACGGUCACUUUACCAAGCGCCCAGAGGAUAUUGGUGCUGGUGACCAGGGCCAUAUGUUUGGUUAUGCCACUGAUGAGACCCCUGAGUAUAUGCCUUUGAGCCAUGUACUUGCCACCAAGCUUGGGGCUCGCCUCACUGAGGUUAGGAAAAAUGGCACCUGCCCUUGGCUAAGACCUGAUGGCAAGACUCAGGUUACUGUUGAGUACUACAAUGACAAUGGUGCAAUGGUCCCUGUUCGUGUCCACACUGUUCUCAUCUCCACUCAGCAUGAUGAGACUGUCACAAAUGAUGAAAUUGCCGCGGACCUAAAGGAGCAAGUCAUCAAGCCUGUCAUUCCUGAGAAGUACCUUGAUGAGAAAACUAUCUUCCACCUUAACCCAUCUGGCCGUUUUGUUAUUGGUGGCCCUCAUGGUGAUGCAGGUCUCACUGGACGCAAGAUCAUCAUUGACACCUAUGGUGGCUGGGGAGCCCAUGGUGGUGGUGCUUUCUCAGGGAAGGACCCAACUAAGGUGGAUAGAAGUGGUGCUUACAUUGUAAGGCAGGCUGCCAAGAGCAUCGUAGCAAAUGGUCUUGCUCGUAGGUGCAUUGUGCAAGUCUCCUAUGCUAUUGGGGUACCAGAGCCUUUGUCAGUCUUUGUGGACUCCUAUGGCACUGGAAAAAUUCCUGACAAGGAGAUUCUUAAGAUUGUGAAGGAGAACUUUGACUUCAGGCCUGGAAUGAUGACCAUCAACCUGGAUCUCAAGAGGGGUGGCAAUAGGUUCUUGAAGACAGCUGCAUACGGACAUUUUGGAAGGGAUGACCCAGACUUCACCUGGGAGGUUGUCAAGCCCCUUAAAUGGGAGAAGCCCCAAGCUUAA